This is a messenger RNA of Cylicostephanus goldi, 661 nucleotides long. The record is from the annotation of a GenBank genome assembly. Lineage: Eukaryota; Metazoa; Nematoda; Chromadorea; Rhabditida; Strongylidae.
UUGUACGCACUCGGAAGACAAUUCCACUUUUUUCGCAUUCCCUUUACCUUUAUCUUUUCUCUAGAGACAAAUCACUGAGGUCGUUUUUCGCAGUGCUAAGUUGAUUGUUCAGAUUUGUAACUGGUUUGCUAAUCAGCGUGCAUCCACCCGUCGGCCAGCCUUAGCCGCCGCUCACACACAGGUUAACCAACAGGUGCCGAGCAUUCCAACGAUGCUUCCGGAUUUUCGGCCGAAGUUCGACUUCAACAAUGUGAUCGAGAGCUGUCAGAAGAGCAGCAACGGAGACGAGAGCCGCAUUGACGGCGGCUCCGACUCGCCGACGCCGAACGACGACGAGGUGCACAGCAACAGCGACGGCGCGGAGAUGUCGACGUUCCCCCACAUAAAGCAGGUUGGUGAGGUGAGAGGCUCGAUCGUCGCCAGUUUCCUCGUUCCUUGCAACUCGACACAUCUCAACUGGGCGCGCGCGACACUUCAACCGAAUGGACUAUUCGACACCCCCGAAUCAUGCAAAUAUAUGAGAGUACAAACCGCUAGAAAGUGCAAACUCGGCACUGCGCGUUCGUCGCACAAUGCAGUCCGUCUAGCAGGCGCGAAUUUCCGAAAUUCGCCGCCAUCCCAGUCUCUCCGACCUUUGCAUCGGCUUAUUCGUAAUGGCUAG